AUGAAGUCCCCCGCGCCGGUCGUCCUCAUGGCUUCACUCCUCGCAACUCUCAAAAGGGCCAUCCUCCCGACUGCCACCGCGACUGAAAUCCAGCAGCCUUUCCACUUCGCCGCCAACCAGACUUCUGCCCACAUGCCCCGCGCUCCGGUCAUCUGUGUGUCUCAUGGCGGCGGGCCAAUGCCCAUCCUCGGCGAUCCUGAGCACGAAAAGCUCGUCAAGUCGAUGCGCGAACGAGUCCCUGCCAUCCUGAGAUUGGGCACUCCGGAACAGCCUCGUGCCAUUGUCCUCGUAACCGCCCACUGGUCCGAACGUAACCCCACCAUCUCCAACGGCCAGGAACAUUCGCUUCUCUACGACUACUACGGCUUCCCUCCCGAGACCUACCAACUGAAGUACGACGCGCCGGGCGCCCCAGAUGUCGCGAACGAGGUCGCUGAAGCCAUGCGGGCUGAGGGCUUGAAACCGGAAUUCGAUGGGGACAGAGGCUGGGACCAUGGCGUCUUCAUUCCCAUGCUUCUCAUCAACCCGAAAGCCAACAUACCCAUCGUCCAAAUGUCCGUCUUGAACUCCGAGGACCCAGUCGAACACUUCCGAAUGGGGCAGGCUCUCUCAAAGCUUCGCGACUCCAACGUCGCUGUCCUCGGCUCGGGCUUUCCGUCUCUGCACAAUUUACGUGCCAUGUUCUCGGGCAUGACACAACAGCCGUCGUUCAAGAGCCGGAACGAUGCGUGGAACAGGGCCGUCAACGAGGCGGUGGCUGAAGAAGAGCCUGAAGAGAGACGGAAGAAGCUCGAAGAGUGGAGGAAAUUUCCCGGGGCAUAUGACAUGCAUCCCAGGGGGGGAGCGGAGCAUUUCUUACCUCUGAUCGUCUGCGCCGGGGCCGCCGGGGAGGCUAAAGGGAAGGUAUACUCCGACAAGUUCAUGGGUCUUGACAUGUUUUCCUACUACUGGAACUAG
This is a messenger RNA of Diplodia corticola, 957 nucleotides long. Its product is annotated as extradiol ring-cleavage dioxygenase. The record is from RefSeq and is a predicted model, not a curated record. Gene Ontology annotation, molecular function: zinc ion binding; oxidoreductase activity, acting on single donors with incorporation of molecular oxygen; ferrous iron binding. The coding region runs from base 1 to 957 and encodes 318 amino acids. The transcript has 2 exons. NCBI's taxonomy places the organism in Eukaryota, Fungi, Ascomycota, Dothideomycetes, Botryosphaeriales, Botryosphaeriaceae.